Messenger RNA from Apus apus (common swift), 2215 nucleotides. RefSeq names its product zinc and ring finger 1 (gene ZNRF1). The coding region runs from base 85 to 783 and encodes 232 amino acids. NCBI's taxonomy places the organism in Eukaryota, Metazoa, Chordata, Aves, Apodiformes, Apodidae. The transcript has 5 exons. The record is from RefSeq and is a predicted model, not a curated record.
AGCUCCGGUCCGGCGGAACCCACAUGGGGGGCAAACAAAGCACGGCGACCCGUUCGCGGGGUCCUUUCCCGGGGGUGUCGACGGAUGACAGCGCCGUGCCGCCACCGGGAGGAGGAGGAGGAGGAGGAGGAGGAGGUGGUGGUGGUGGUGGUGGUGGUGGUGGUGGAGGGGGGGGGGGGGCCGCCCACCUUCGGCCAUUACCGGGCGGGCGGCGGAGGCGCCAUGGGGCUGCGCAGCCGCUCGGUCAGCUCGGUGGCCGGGAUGGGGAUGGACCCGACGGCAACCGGAGCCGUCCCUUUCGGGCUGUACGCGGCGCGGGCGGCGGGGGAGACCGAGCGGACCCCGGGAGGCGGCGGCGGCGGCGGCGGUCCGGGCUCCGACUCCACGUACGCCCAUGGCAACGGUUACCAGGAGACGGGAGGCGGUCACCAUAGAGACGGGAUGCUGUACCUGGGCGCCCGGGCUUCUCUGGCCGACGCGCUGCCCCUUCACAUCGCGCCGCGGUGGUUCAGCUCGCACAGCGGUUUCAAGUGCCCCAUUUGCUCCAAAUCCGUGGCUUCUGACGAGAUGGAAAUGCACUUUAUCAUGUGUCUGAGCAAACCUCGCCUCUCCUACAACGAUGACGUGCUGACCAAGGACGCCGGCGAGUGCGUGAUCUGCCUGGAAGAGCUGCUGCAGGGGGACACGAUAGCCAGGCUGCCCUGCCUCUGCAUUUAUCACAAAAGCUGUAUAGACUCAUGGUUUGAAGUGAACAGAUCUUGCCCGGAGCAUCCUUCUGAUUGACCCGCCGGGCGUGCUUGCUGACUUCUCUCCAAGAAGCAUCCAGGAGAAGAUCAGCGUGAGGAAAAAAAAAAGUGGAACGACCUGCUCUCACCCUCUGCAGCUGCUGGUCUGUCAGGAGAGCUCUGCUUCACCAGGGAAGCCCUUGAGGACACCACCGGCCAACAAAAACCUGCCAUGAUGUUUGGCUUUUCACCCCAAAAUGAAGGGGAAAGCUGCCGGGGGACAGCCGGCCAAACGGAGCACGUGGCAUUUCUCACCGGCAACCCCCCCCCCCCAAAAAAAAAACCCACAACAACAAACAAACCAACAAAAACCUCCCACCCAGACUCGCCCUGGGGGCUCUGCUCUGUUUUUUUUUGCACUGACUGAAACGGGAAUUUUUCUCCCCUUUUGCCGUCUCCCUUUUGGAGAUCUUCAUCCUCACCCUCUUUCCUCCCUACCCCUCCCCACCUAGUAGGGGGAGAACGGGGACUCUGCCCCCACUGCUGGGAGAGGGGUCACUGCUCCCCCCCCCCCACCCCCCCCCACCCCACUGCUGAGCUGCAGGGCUCUCGUCUUUCAAGUGUUUACAACGAAGAAAAAGAACAACAAAAAGGACAGAAAACAACAACAAAAAGGAUAGAAAACAACAACAAAACCGCCAAAAAAAACAACCAACAAAACAACACGAAAAGAAAAAAAAAAAAGAAGGAAAAAAAAAAGGAGAAAACUUCAAAAAAACCAACCAACAACUACCACCAAAAAUACAACCAAACCACAACUUGGUGUUGACUUGGCGUGUUCUUCGAGUCGAGCUUCCCUGCCCCAGUGAUGUUUACAGACUGGUCACUCUUUAACUCAGCUAGAACCACUCAAGAGACUGGAGAGCCGCCCCCUCCCCACCCCCCCCUUCUUGCCAAAAAAAACAACCCCCCCCCUCCCCUCCUCUUAUUUUUUUCCUUUCUUCCAGUCGAAAGGAGGGCACUGGGGGAAGGUCCCCAAUGGCCACGGCGUGGGUGUGUGUGUGGGGGGGUGGGUUUUGCUGGUGGUGCCAAGAUUGGGGUCGUUUCCUGGCAGUGAUUCCCACCCUCUUCUCCCCCCCCCCCCCACCUCAUUCCCAAGCCCAUCCCCGUCCCUUCCCGGCGCGGCGGGGCGUGUUUUCAGUGGGUGAGACCUCCCCUGCCGGUGGCCGUGCCCCUGCGGGGAAAACCUUUCUGUAUUUAUAUAUUAAAAAAAAAAAAACAAAACAAACAAAACAGAAAAAAAAAAAAAAGAAAAAACAAAACCCACGGGGGAAAAAAAAAAAAAAAAGAAAAAAAAAAGAAAAAGAAAAAAAAAACCCACAAAACAAAAAAAAAAAGAGUUCAGAGCUUGGGGGGAGCUUCCUUCAUUAGUCAAGGUGUUUUGAUAUGGUAUUAAAACAAUGUUCAAUAAAAUGUUCACUGUUAUUUUA